Molecule: messenger RNA, 411 nt
Organism: Rasamsonia emersonii CBS 393.64
Lineage: Eukaryota; Fungi; Ascomycota; Eurotiomycetes; Eurotiales; Trichocomaceae
Exons: 4
Coding region: 1-411 (136 amino acids)
Biological process (GO): pyruvate import into mitochondria
Cellular component (GO): mitochondrial inner membrane
Source: RefSeq, a predicted model, not a curated record
AUGGCGGCCGCUAUCAAAGCCAUCAAUGCGAAGAUUCGCUCUAACAAAGUCCUCGACUAUGUCUGCUCGACACAUUUUUCGCAAUACCAUACAGACUUCUGGGGCCCAGCCUCCAACUUCGGUAUCCCCUUGGCAGCGGUGAUGGACACGCAGAAAGAUCCUGAAAUCAUCUCCGGAAGAAUGACCGCCGCCUUGACCGUCUACUCGGGCACGUUUAUGCGCUAUGCCCUCGCCGUUACGCCCAAGAACUACCUGCUCUUCCUCUGCCAUGCGAUCAACUUUAGUGCCCAGCUAACGCAGGGAUACCGGUAUUUGAAUUACUGGAACUGGGGAGGUCGAGAAAAGGCUCUUGCUGCAAAGGCCGCACAACAGGGCCAGGAAGCCGGCCAACAAGAAGCCGCGACGCAGUAG